GUAAUUGUUUAAAAUAAUUUCACGUCAUAGAUUAAAAUUUAAGAUGGCGGACAACAUCAUUAGCUGGAUAUCUUAACUACACCGAUGGAUGUCUUAAUCAAUGGAGUAUCAAGUAUGAUUCCACCCAUUGAUCGAUAAGCUUUAUGUCUACCUUUUCACAUACAGGAAUGAUCAUUGUGCAUCCAUUGCUGGUGCCUUUUGUAAACCAGCUUUAUACCCCUACACGACAAGAGAUAGAGUGGGCCGAACAAGUCACGGCAGGAGUAAGGGUCUAUCAGCGAACACCCCAGGAGUACCGGGAGUUCAUUGGUCCUCCUCAUCUUAACGGUGCUACCCACAUCCUGGAGACACACAGAAAGAUCCAGGCAUUGGAAUCAUCCGUAAGUAUAAACGAUAGACCGCAGGGUAAAUCCAAUGAAAAUCCGGGCAUCGUUAUUCCACUAAUACGGAAAGGAGGACUCACAGGCAACUCAAUCAAAGGAGGAGAAUGGACCACAGGAAUCGUACCUGUCAACUUGGAUUCGUCUUGGCGAGCUGCCUGGGACUCUUCAUUUUUCAACGCUCGGAGUGUGAACAGUUCAGACCUGACAGCAAAGAAGAUGGACCUCCCGGGAAUCCAGCCUCCCUUCCAUCUACUUGCGACAUUGACGAUGUCUUUGUCUGUGGCAAAGUCAUCAGAAGUCGCCCGAUUUAAUCUCGGUACUCUCAAUGCCGUGCAGCUGAGGCCUAUAACAGAAGGAGAAACUGUCAGAGCUUACUUCUCUAUCGACAGUGUGGAGGACGCAGGGAGAAGCGGCAAGUACUCCGUGGUGACCAGCUCUCAAAUCCUGGUCAACCAGCGAGAUGAAGUCGUGUUCCGGGCAACGAAGCAGACCAUGUACCCAAAGCUGGCAGCUGCAAAGUUAGAAUUACCCAAGAAGAGGAAGAGUGAGAUUCCGACUGUCUCGGAGCUUCGCAGACGCGUUGUUCAGAACGCAACAUUUUGUGGGAACGCAAGUAGUCCACCUUUGGUGCCUAAUCAGUUAUAUGUCCAUCGAAUGGUCAAAGUCUUCACCCCCACUGAAGCCAAGGGACUAGCUACUCUGAUACGAGCUACGAACCAACAUCACCUCAACGUCAAAAAAUUCAACACAGAAGAUCUUGUAGCAGCAGGGCCUCUGGUUGAGGCGGCAACUGUCCACAAUGUUGCUGACGAUUUUGGAGACAUCUUGUAUCAAGAGGUUGUGAAGUCUUCAAAUGUGAACCGAACGAACCAGGAGGACAUGAUCGGUUCAGUCAGCUACAUCCACAGUAUCCAGCAGCUGGCAGAGAAUCCAGAUCUAGAGGAGGUGACCGUGCGUACUCUGGGGAUUAAGAACUUGGACGUGGAAGAAUUACUGGAGAGAGAAGUUCCGGUGAGACUUUUCUCUGGAACCAGAAUGAAAACCAGCGACUAUGAAGAGAUCUGCAGGGAGGAUUUCCCCUUGCUCUACCGAAGGAUUGUUACUCAAGUUCUGUGGAAGUUUCUCCGCCUCCGGCCUCUUUCUUCUAGCGACGAGGUACCCGCGGAGAUUCAGCCCAAAUUCUCCUGAUCCAUACAUUCGGGGGUGAACGGGAGGGUCGGUCAUGGUUGUCUUCUUUUUUAUUACAACAUUUAAUGACAAAAAUAUGGCGACAUGUUCAAGCUAAAGUUUAAGUUAAUGUCGCUAUCUAACAAUACAAAAACACAUCAAAACAGACACAGACAUGCAAAGCUUAAUGAUAACACUGUAGAAUAAACAAGGUAACAAUAUAAUGCAUAUGGCUAUGUUACUGUGAUCAUAUAAAAUAUAUAAAGAGGCAUUGUAUAUGCAAGGAAAUUGCAACUAGGUAGGUACUUCGACCAAAGUUACAAACAGGUCUGUGACAUGACCUAACAGUUUUUAUAAACAAGUUGUCUGGUUGUGGGUGAAGGGUGUGGUUGGUAGUUGACUUAAUUUUAACUAAAAUUCGACUCGAUUUGUAUAAAAGGUAGGCGUGGCUUAUUCUGGUUAGGCUGCUUCCGAAUGUCAGCCGACAUUGGACGGCCAGUGUUCAGGUUCGGAAUGUUUGCACAUUGUUUCAAAUUGUAAUGUUCUGUGACGGGUCAUUAAAAUUAGUGGCAAUGUUCAAUGUAAAGGUGAAAGAUUAGGCAUUGUUUUUGCGAUCACACUAUUCUGUAUUAUCUCAAGUAAAAUCUGGUGUGUUAUGGUUUAUGUUUAUGGUAAUAAAUGAAUCAAACAGCUCAUUCAUUAUUCCAUAGUUUUAUGAUAACAAAAUGCUUUUAAACUCCUUCGAAGACUUAAAUAAAAAAUGUUACUUAUGGCAAUAUUGAAAGAUAGAGGCUGGGAUCGGAAAAUAACAUUUAGAUCUACUCAAAUAAAGCUUAUUAUUAUCGUU
Branchiostoma belcheri (Belcher's lancelet) is the source of this 2397-nucleotide messenger RNA. RefSeq lists its product as uncharacterized. Gene Ontology annotation, biological process: oxaloacetate metabolic process. NCBI's taxonomy places the organism in Eukaryota, Metazoa, Chordata, Leptocardii, Amphioxiformes, Branchiostomatidae. The record is from RefSeq and is a predicted model, not a curated record. The coding region runs from base 144 to 1571 and encodes 475 amino acids. The transcript has 8 exons. Gene Ontology annotation, molecular function: magnesium ion binding.